GUAACUGAAUGGACCAUCUAUCCUAAUACAGUACCUUUUGUUCUAACAAUGGCAUUGGUCAAUCUUUCCACUAAUUAUGGUCUUCUACUUUGGGUGGUCCCAUGCUUUCAACCGCCCAUUUGCAAAUGGCCUUCUGCAGUAUGGGACGGAUCAGGCAACUCAACCGUCAUUAUUAACCACGAAUAGGGGAAGACAAAUUGGUACAACGAUUGGACCUUCGGGUUUAUUUGAAUUCCCCAAAUCCCAUGGCGAGUCUAUUGCAGAAUUGGUUUGAUUCUUUAUGUCUUCCCCUUUGUCUCCACGGGCUCUAUUCGCUUGCAGAAAGCCAACAUACCAUACAAGAGAUCUCCUUUUGCCCUUUGUCCUUCUUUUACCAAGUACAAUCCCAACAUCGCAUGAAUCGUAGUAUAAGUCAAUCUUAGCGACCUCAUGUCAAUUCGUUCCGUUUGGGCUGGAUUCCUUGCUCCGAUCAAUCGCCCAGAGGCCACGCAAGUACCAGACGACGAAGCCAUGGUAGGCCUCAACGGGUCCAAUACGAAUAAUGGACAAGAGAGCUCAAAUAAAAAACACGCGAGGGAAAAUAAUAGAGAAGACGAACUAGCGGCUAAGAAGCAAAAAGUAGGAAACGAGAAGCCAGCGGAUGGGGCCAAUGGACAGCUUUCGCAAGAGCAGUUGGAACGUGAAAAUGGGCAGAGGUGGGUGGAACACACCGCCUUUAUACGGGCUCUGCGGACCAGUGGAAUUCUGGCCAAAGACAGCAGUAUCGGUAUCAACGACAUCCUCAAACACAACCUAGCAUGGACCACUUUGAAUCCCGCCCAACAGGCUGAGCUGACGUCCCUACUCGCUCCAGUUCCACGAGGUGGUGGGAAAGGGUGGGACGAGGUAUCAGCUCCCACUGGACAUGCCCUAUACAAUACCUCCUUCAGGCCUGACUGCCGAAUGGUGGGCGAUCAGGUGAACGCCGGCCGGUACAACCCAGCUACAUUGGUCGCCUAUGCACGCGCGAGGAAGUGAGAGCGACCGCCGCUUUUCAGGAGCAUGAGAAGAUUGGCAGACAAGUUCGGCACGGAUAUUGGCCAGACAAGGGUGAGGGACAAGGGGGCGAGGUAGUAAAAGAUUCACCUGCAGCAGUACAGAGCGGGAAGGGCGGCAAGGGCAAUCAGGGGAAUAAGGGCGAGGCCGGCAGAAAGUCAACCGAUAAAAUCAGCUCCACAACAGAAUAUGUGGCGAUCAUCACGAUUAGGGUAAUCCCGACAGAUGAGACAGCGAGGGGUUGGGCAAACAUUAAAGCGAAGAAGGAGAAAAAAACAAAAGACGACAAGGAGAAUAAAGACAAGGAGAACGAGGGGGACGAGGACGGGGACGAGGAUGAGGAUGAGGAUGAGGACGAAUAUGAGGACGAGUAUGAGGACAUGGACUAAAGCUGCCAUAAUUGCAGCCUGUAGUUCACUGCCCGUUUGCUAGUACAAGA
Messenger RNA from Eremomyces bilateralis CBS 781.70, 1474 nucleotides. RefSeq lists its product as uncharacterized. The coding region runs from base 430 to 1017 and encodes 195 amino acids. NCBI's taxonomy places the organism in Eukaryota, Fungi, Ascomycota, Dothideomycetes, Eremomycetales, Eremomycetaceae. The transcript has a single exon. The record is from RefSeq and is a predicted model, not a curated record.